Messenger RNA from Schistocerca americana (American grasshopper), 1526 nucleotides. RefSeq lists its product as uncharacterized. The coding region runs from base 261 to 1370 and encodes 369 amino acids. The record is from RefSeq and is a predicted model, not a curated record. NCBI's taxonomy places the organism in Eukaryota, Metazoa, Arthropoda, Insecta, Orthoptera, Acrididae. The transcript has 5 exons.
GCGCACGGUGUCGGCACUCCGCGCGAAGUAGUGUGGGGGAGCGCGCGCCGGCUCCAGCUCUUUAUCUCGCCCCUACCCGACGGCGGCAGGCCAGCUUCCUGCCGCUUCCCGCCACCAGGAAGCCACGCCGCAGCGCACCACAACACAGGACGAGACGGCAGAGACCACAGACAGCCGCAGCAGCUCCGUCCACCUCACACCACGCUGUCUAGAGUGACAGCAGCAUCGCUCCAGCAGCUGCAACAGGCCCCUUGGACGGCAUGAAGACGGCGACGCUCCUGGUGGUGACGGCGGCGUGCGUGGCGCAGUGCGGCGCCGGCAUGUGGGCGCAGCCGCAGCCGCAGCCCAUGUUCGGCAGCGCGCCGCCACUCGUCAACCGCAAGGUGCACGCCAGCUACAUCAACAGCUCCGCGGGUCCCAUCCGAGUUGUUCAGGUGGUGAACGUGAACGUCCUGCCGGUACGCGUGUCGCCGCCGCAGGGCCGCGACGUGGAGACGGUGGAGGAGCACGACAACAGCAUCCCGGCCUUCGGCAGCGACGACCGGCGCACGCAGGUCGACGUCUUCGUGAACGAUCCGCCCCCGCAGCUGCCGCUGUCGCCCCCGCAGUCUGGGCGCCGGCCUCCGCCGUUGCGCCUCACCGACUACGCGCCCUUCCUGGACUCGAACCACGUGCCCCAGCAGCCGGCCGCCAGGGACGGCCACUUCCUGCUGCCGCUGGCUGCCUACAGCCACGACGCCGAGCUGCAAGACGACUACCUCGACCAGAUCGUAGACUUCGCGCUGGAGAUCAUCUGCAGGGGGAUCCACGCUAAGGGCAAAGACGAAGUGGCGGCGCCGGACCUGCACCGGGAGUUCGUGCGCAAGCUGGGCCCGCUGCAGCUGAAGGGCAGCUUCGACGCGACGGGCGGGCUGGCGCGCAACCUGUCGACGCUGCGGCGCACGGAGCCGACGACGGUGAGCCGGCAGGGCGAGACGCUGCAGCUGCGCGCCGGCCUGGGGCUGGCCACGCUGGCCGCGCGCUACGAACACUACGAGGCGCGCCUCGGCUCCGUGCAGGCGCAGGGCCAGCUCGCCGCCACCGUCGCCUCAGACUCCAUCGCCGUCACCGUCAACGUCUCCCUGGGGCAGGCCAACUGCCUGGCGCUGCAAGACCUGCGCAUCGACCAACUGGGCGAUAUCGACGUCAAGUUGACCGGUCUUGGCGAGCUCAGCUGGCUGACGUCAAAGAUCGUGUCGUGGCUGAGCGACCACUUCAAGACCGAGGUGUCGGCGUCCGUGGAGCAGCAGCUGAGAGACGGCGUGUCGCAGGUGCUGGGCCGGGUCAAGUGCGACGUGCAGCAGUUCCUCUCGCUCAGUCUGAGCCCCUAGCCGUUCACCACUCCCCCUCUCUCUGCCGCUCUCUUCUCAUCCACUGUCUUCUCAUCCUCCACAAUGUGCCACACUGUUUGUACGCCACUUUUGUACGGUCUUUGCUAUGUAAAGAGAACUGAACGAUAAUAAAUGUGUGAGUGUCCUUUUCCAUUU